AAUAUUUAUUUUGGGGGGUCAUCGGUUUCACUCGGUUUCUCUCUGUAUCUGAGUUUCUGCUUUGUUUGCAUUCCAUGUGCACCUUAUUUCCUAACACUGCACCUUCUCUCUCUUCUCUCUCUCUCUUCCUCAAGGAUUCACGGGUUGCUUCUUCUUUUUUGUGAUCGCAAACAAGCUGGUGAAGUGAUGGAAAGUUGACAAAAACAGGUAGAAAUAAGAGUACCAAACUGGUAUGCACUAUAGACCAAAGUGAAUUACUGCAAGCUCAAUCCCUGUCAUUCUCCUUCUUCUACUGGUGUGGGACAGAAUAGUAAAAAAAAAGAGUUAUGGCGCAGGAUUUGUCUUAAAGGACGUAGGUUUACUCCAUUUCUAUAUAAGCAAUGGUUGCGGAAUCAUGGUUUCGCAGUCUGUGGAAGGCUCCUCGGAAGCAUGAUGCUAAUUCCGAGAAGGUGGUCAUUGAAGUAUUAGCAUUUGAAAUAGCAAGCUUGAUGUCCAAGCUAGUUAACUUAUGGCAGUCUUUGAGUGAUAAACAGAUUGUUAGAUUGAGGGAGGAAAUCACAAAUUCACUGGGCAUAAGAAAGCUUGUCUCAGAUGAUGAUAAUUUCAUUGAACGCUUGAUCUGUUUGGAGAUACUUGAGAAUAUGGCGCACGUGGCUGAGUCUGUGGCCAGGCUUGCUAAGAAAUGCAGUGAUCCGAUUUUGAAAGGUGUUGAAAAUGCAUUUUAUGAGUUUAUCACUUCGGGUGUUGAUUCAUAUGGGUGGGAAUUCACUUCCAAGAAAAUGGAAAAAAAGAUUAAAAGGAUGGAAAAGUUUAUAGUGACUAAUGCAAGUUUGUAUCAAGAGAUGGAAGUGCUUGCUGAUCUUGAACAAACUUUUACAAGAAUGAAGGCUAGUGGUGAGUCAGAUGGUGUAACUUUAAUGGAGUAUCAGAAGAAGGUUGCAUGGAAGAGGCAGGAGGUGAGGCACCUACAGGAUAUUUCUCUGUGGAACAGGACCUAUGAUUACACAAUACAUCUUUUAGCAAGAUCUUUAUUUACAUUAUUCUGCAAGAUCAACCAUGUGUUUGGAAUUCAAGAGAUGGUGGAUGUUGGUGGAACCAAUAACUCUGGUGUCUUGAAUUCUGAUUUCAUUUAUAGAAGUCAAUCGGUUUCCACAUUAUUGCAGUCUUCAUUCCACCCAUCAGAGAAUAAUGUUGCCAGAUUUUCUUCAGGACCACUUAACGCUAUUACUGCUAGAUCUGGUCCAAUUGGUAGAACAACAAAUAAAACAAGCAUUUCUUAUUCAGGUCCUCUCGGUGACUCAUCCACAAAGUCGGGCCCCAUUUUAGGGAAAUAUACAAACGUCAAUUUUUACUCAGGUCCUCUUGGAAGGAAAUCGAAUCAAUCAGUCCCAGUUACUGGAAGAAAUAAAAAGAGCAAGAUUUGGAGGUUUUAUGGACACUCUUCUGCCAUUAGUGGGAAGGCAACUCCCUCAAGACCGAGUAGACUGACUCAAGUAGGACCGUUCAAAGGAUGUAUGGCUUGGGACAGUUCCAUAUUCACUGACUGCCAGUCAAGUGCAAAUGGUGUUCAAUAUGGAAUUCACAAUUCCAAAGAUGUUAAUUCUAACCCUCUUGGUCCUGGAAAAGUGGUUUAUCAUACUCAAUCCGUUUUCAAACCUCUCUGCAAGCUAUUAAAUCCUCCACCUGAAACCCUGGGUGCUGCUGCUCUAGCAUUGCACUAUGCAAAUGUUAUCAUUGUGAUUGAGAAGCUAGCAGCUUCUUCACACUUGAUUGGUCUGGAUGCAAGAGAUGACCUGUACAACAUGUUACCGAGACGUGUGAGAGCUGCCCUUAAGGCAAAGUUAAAGCCAUUUACCAAGACCAUGGCUUCAUCAUCAUCAUCAUCUAUAUAUGACCCAACUCUAGCAGAAGAAUGGAAUGAAGCAAUGUCAAGCAUACUUGAAUGGCUAGCACCACUUGCUCACAACAUGAUAAGAUGGCAGUCUGAGAGAAGUUAUGAGCAGCAGAGCUUUGUUUCCCGGACGAACGUGUUGCUGGUACAGACCCUUUACUUUGCAAAUCUAGAAAAGACGGAAGAAGUAAUCACUGAGCUUCUUGUGGGUCUGAAUUAUGUUUGGAAAUAUGGUAGAGAGCUCAAUGCAAAAGCUCUGGCCGAGUGUGGCAGUUUUAGGGUUGACAAUGAAUAUCCUAAUCUGAAUGGAUAAAUAAUUUGUAUCAAGGUUGUGGCCAUUUCCUGCAGGAGUUCAGUUCCUUGCCACGGAUGAGACUUCAGGAGCACUAAUCAUCAGUCUUGUAGAAGCAACAAAUGUGAAUCAAGUGGUAGCUGAAGUAUGAGAGAAGUACCUAUGUAUUCAUUAUUGUGGAAAUUUAGUAUCAGAAUGCGUACCUGGGGAGGAAUUUUUUUAAUCAUUAUCGUUAAUUUUCUUUGAUGAGUUCCAAGCUGCUAGAACUUGGAUGGCUGGUCUCAUCUUUGCAAUGUUGGCCUUCUUUCCUCUUUGAUGAGUUCCUACUUCCUACGUGAUGUUUAGGGUGUGCAUAUUUAUGAGCAUUUAUUACAUAUUAAAUUGUAUAGUUCUAUCACGCAAUGGUGAGUGUUAUUUCGCUAUA
Cajanus cajan (pigeon pea) is the source of this 2607-nucleotide messenger RNA. The record is from RefSeq and is a predicted model, not a curated record. Lineage: Eukaryota; Viridiplantae; Streptophyta; Magnoliopsida; Fabales; Fabaceae.